Amphibalanus amphitrite is the source of this 3193-nucleotide messenger RNA. RefSeq lists its product as uncharacterized. Bases 481 to 2685 code for a protein of 734 amino acids. The record is from RefSeq and is a predicted model, not a curated record. Gene Ontology annotation, molecular function: zinc ion binding; nucleic acid binding. Lineage: Eukaryota; Metazoa; Arthropoda; Thecostraca; Balanomorpha; Balanidae. The transcript has 2 exons.
GACUCAUGUAAGUACGCAUUUUGUUGUGGUAAUAGACACGACUUUCGUUAGUAGUGAGAGUGACGAUCUUGGUUAUAUCUGUAACGUUAGAUCUUGUAUGAGAUGAUUUAGGUAAAUGCAUAGUGUUGUUGUCCUUAAACCUAUGUCUCCAAGUUGUAUGACGUGAUGUCAUGUAUUCCAGAAACGGCAACAUGGAACUCAAGAGAGAUAUGUUUGUUUCUAUUAUUUGAGUAAGAAGAUGCUCGAAUAGUGCAAUUAGACCGUAUUGAGUGCGGUGGUAAAGGCCAUAAUUGAUUUGCUGAUUUAGCGUAAUCAAUAGUUUAUGAGUCUUCGAUUAACUUUUAUGAAAAGACAUUUUAAACUGAGUUAUUUUAAAACACGUUACCGUGAAGAUUUAUUCUGCGUUUUGAAGCCAGAAUCUUCAGCCAGCCACUGUAAGUCUAUCGCAGCUUUACUAUUCUCAAACCUUAAGUAUUGAAUAUGGACAAACUCACCGUGUAUCAACUGAAAUGUGAGCUAAAGGCCCGCGGGAGAGGGACCACAGGGAAUAAGGCUGAUCUGGUUGCUUCGCUGCGUGAUGCAUUAGACGAAGAAGGAAUUGAUUUUGAGAGUUGGGCUGAAUUUGUCCCAAGUAAGGCCGCUGGGAUAUUUAACGCAAAUGAAAACAUGCCCCAAGCUAGUGCCGCCUUACCGAGUGGGCAACGAAGGAAUACCGUCGAAAUUACUGGAAGUGGCGAAGCUCCUCAAAUAAGCGAUACUAUUUCUAUCCAAACAUCUGCAUCGGCCGCUGAAAUGACAAGGUUAAAAUUGAUAGAAGAAGACGCGCUUCGUGCGGGCUUAGAAGCACAGCUGAAAAUUGUGCUAGAAAAACAGGAGUUAGAUAGAAAGAUGUCUGAAUUGGCAAGACAGAAGGAAAUUCUUGAAUAUACAGAGGCUAUAGAAAUUUCUAGAGCCAAGGUGAGGGCGCUAGGUAGACAUGAAGACCAUGAAAUAGUUGAAUCGAAUCGCGACAAAGAGACCCCGAGAUCGAUAUCGAAUGCUACGAACGACACGAACACGACAAACCGAAGGAGCCACGACGGCCAUCUAAAUACUGAGAGCAGCAAUAUUGCAGGACUGUUGAGACGAGAAAGGGAAAUAACUGCUGGGUUGAUGCGCUUGCCGCCUGUUGAAUUGCCCAAAUUUGGAGGUGAUGUUACUGAAUUUCCUCAUUUCAUGAAGGCAUUUAACCUAAAAAUUGCCUCAAAGCUGUCCACCGACGAAGAAAGAUUAUUUUAUUUAGAGCAGAAUAUGAUUCCAGAAAGCAAGCCACAUAGUAUCGUUACAGCUUGCUUAUACCUGGAUAACGGCUACGAAGAAGCUAAGAACCUUCUCACACGACGGUACGGUUCAGAGAGCGUUUUGGCAGCGGCAUUUGUUGAUCAAUUUGAAAAUUUAUUGCAGUUGAAACCAGACGAUAUUGAAGGGUUAGACCAUUUUGCACUGGAGCUUAUGAAGUGCAAGAAUGCCUUUGGUGUAAAUAGCGCAGCCAUGAGUGACCCCAGAACCCUGAGGAGUAUAAGCGCCAAGUUACCCGUUCACUCGCAACACAGAUGGCGACAUCGAGCCGACUCCAUUAAUGAAAAUGAGGGUAGAGCAGUGGUGUUUGAUGAUCUAGUGAACUUCGUUGUACAGGAGGCAAGAGUUGCAACCAAUCCUGUGUUUGGAAAUCGUGGGUCAAAUGCAACUGUAAGGCAAAAUAACUCUGUCACUGUGGGCAGAUUUCGUUCAAAACCGCUGGUGGCCGCGACACGGAUGGUUAGUGCCGGAGCAAGCCCAUGUAUUCACUGUCAAGAUAAGGGGCAUGAACUCACCGAUUGUAGUUGCUUUGCGAAGUUGCCACACCAGGACAAAAUUGCCAUUAUUAGGGAUUCAGCGCUGUGUUACGGCUGCUUGAAGCAAGGCCAUCGCAGUACUGACUGUAGACGACGAGCUAGCUGUUCCAUUUGUGCUUCCCGACAUCCUACAUCUCUCCAUAUCAAUAGAUCAGGAGGCAACAGUGAAAGAUCAGAAAAUGGUGUCCCAAAUGUAACAUCUUGCACCACGAAAGGUGGUGCAUCCGUCUCAUUUAGACCGGCUCUCCCGAUCGUCCCUGUUGUCCUACAUCACGGUCUUGAAAGGAAAUGUACACUUGCUUUUCUGGACAGCGGAUCAACUCAUUCAUUUAUUUCAGAAGGAUUGCUUAAAACUUUGAAACUACAGAGCCUGCCACAGACCAGACUAUCGCUGACAACAGUUGACAGAGAAGUUAGCAUCACGACACGAAUAGUCAACGGAGCUUGGUUGUCGGACGAGAAUGGUGGGAACAUUUUAGAGCUGCCUCAGUUGUUUUCUCUCGAAAAAAUUCCAGUGGACUUUGCUGAUUUUCCUACUCAAACUGAAAUAAGUAAAUGGAAACAUCUGGAAGGGGUCAAACUAGAUCUGUGCCAAAAUGAAGAAGUUGAACUUUUAUUGGGCUCCAACGCCUUUUUAGCCAUGGAACCAUUAGAAGUGGUGACAAGCAACGGAGAGGGUGGUCCUUUUGCCGUGCGAACAAGAUACGGAUGGGUUGUGAGCGGUCUCCGUGGGGUAUCAUCACCAUUUCCAGCGAAAUGUUACAAAACACUGGUACAUCCUGAGUUGCAACACCUUGAAGGGCUUGUAUAACAGCUAUACAACAAGGAACAUGAAGAAAAUCUACAUUCAAAUAAAAUGGGACCAUCUGUUGAGGACAAGAAAUGGGAGAAAUUCGUUCACGCGUCAACUAGACUGAUUAAAGAUCAUUAUGAGGUGGGACUACCGGUUGUAGAUGAAGGGCUGAUUCUGCCAAAUAACAGGAAUAUGGCGGCAAGCAGGCUACUGAGCUUGAGAAAUAAGCUUAGGCGGAGUGAUAAAUUGGCGUCCGAUUACAAGCUAUAUAUGAAAAACAUGUUGCAAAAUGGUUUCGCAGAGCCCGUACCAAAUGCCGAUUUAUCCAGAAAUGAUGGUAAGGUAUGGUAUCUUCCACAUCACGCCGUUCAGCAUCCCCAAAAACCGGACAAGGUUCGCAUUGUAUUUGAUGGCGCCGCAACCUUUAAAGGAAUCUCUUUAAAUGACAAUCUUUUGCAGGGACCAGACCAAACGAAUGCACUUUUAGACGUGUUGACCAGAUUCCGUAUGGAGAACAUAGCUUUCA